AUGGCUCUAUCAUUGCCAACACGGCAAAGACGAGCAUUACCGUCAGAUCAGCCAUCGUCGUCCUCCACACCAUCAAAACCAUACAAAAAGGAAGACAAACCAAAGAGAUCAGAGGAAGAACAACAAGGGCAAAAUGGAAUAGGAUGGUUCUUACCUUUAUUCUCUUUAGGAAUGUUACGCUACUUGAGCGCUACAUCAAAUAUCAUACAUGAUUGUGAUGAGGUUUUCAAUUAUUGGGAGCCUCUUCAUUUUUUGCUCUAUAAUUCUGGUUUCCAAACCUGGGAAUACAGUUCUCAGUAUGCGCUUAGGUCAUAUUUGUACAUUAAUUUCCAUGAAAUAUUCGGAUUACCUGCUUCCUGGCUGUUUCCUGAUGAUAAAGUGAGAGUAUUCUAUGCAGUAAGAAUUUUUGUAGGUGUAUUGUCAGUUAUUGCUGAUGCCACACUAGUAGUUGCGCUUUCUAGGAAGUAUGGUAAACGACUUGCUUCUUAUGCGCUCGCCAUGUUAUGUUUAACCAGCGGUUGUUUCUUUGCUAGCACGAGUUUUUUGCCGAGUUCAUUUUCUAUGUAUGCCAUGAGUCUUUCGUCAGGAUUAUUUUUACUUGGGAAACCUGCUUUUGCUGUUGCUGUUGCAGCAGUUGGAGUAAUUCUUGGUUGGCCGUUCUCGAUUUUGGCUUUCUUGCCAAUCACAUUCUACUCUUUGGCUAGAAGAUUCAAACCAACGUUUUUGGCCGGGGCGCUCACUUCUGUUGCUCUUCUUGUGCUCUCCGUGCUUGUUGACUACUGCUACUACAAACGAUGGACAUCAUCUGUUUUUAAUCUCUUAUUAUAUAAUGUCUUAGGAGGUGGUGAGAGCCACUUGUAUGGGGUUGAAGGGCCAUUAUUUUAUCUGAGGAAUGGAUUUAACAAUUUCAACUUUUGUUUCAUCCUGGCUUUACUCUUCCUGGCAUUUCUGCCCAUUGCAAGGAGAAAAUAUGCUCCAGACCUGCUAAUUGUGGUCUCACCUCUUUAUAUAUGGCUGGGAUUCAUGUCUUUGCAACCACACAAAGAAGAAAGGUUCCUGUAUCCAAUAUACCCUCUUGUCUGUGUUGCUGCUUCAGCUGUCAUUGAGAGCUUUCCUGAUCUUUUCCGAGACAAGUAUAAUCCCCAUGACAAUUCUUGGCCAGUUUUGAUAGCUAAAUUUGUUAGGCCUGUGGUUCUUGGCUUAAUAUUAUCUGCAUCCCAUGCUCGUACGUUUUCGUUGAUAAAUGGUUAUGGUGCUCCUUUGGAGACUUACAAAAUUUUGGAGCACUAUGAUGAUGAUGUAGGAACAGGUUCUACUCUUUGUGUCGGAAGUGAAUGGCAUCGCUUUCCUUCGUCUUUUUUUGUCCCCGAAUACAUCAGUGAAGUUCGGUGGAUUGAUGAUGGAUUCCGAGGUCUUCUUCCGUUACCAUUCAAUUCUACCCUGGGUGGGACUGCAGCAGCACCUCCUUACUUUAACAACAAGAACAAGGCAUCAGAUGAGCAAUAUCUCCGAGACCUUGAAGCUUGUACUUUCUUAGUUGAGCUGCAGCUUGAUCGACCUUACCCUACUCGAGGAAGUGACUUGUCAACUUGGGAGAGGGCUUAG
This is a messenger RNA of Dovyalis caffra, 1605 nucleotides long. The record is from the annotation of a GenBank genome assembly. NCBI's taxonomy places the organism in Eukaryota, Viridiplantae, Streptophyta, Magnoliopsida, Malpighiales, Salicaceae.